AUUUCCAUAAAAUUCAAAGUGUUUCCUUUCAAAUGGUACCAAAAAAUGCAUAUCCUUGCUUCAGAGCCUGAGCUACAUACAGGCAGUUAGAUUUGGAUAUGUCAUUUUAGGCGAAAAUGGAAAAAAAGGGUCCGAUCCUCUUAAGUCGGUCAGAGUCCACCUGAUGCAACAACAAGAGUUGUUGUUUUGCAUUCUGUUCAACCUGCCGUCUGAUUUCUCCUAUCAUUCAGAUGAAAGAUGGCAAGCUACAAUGGAAGCAUAAGCUCAUACCUUCUCAUAUCUUUACUGGUUGCUUCUUGGAGAAUCUACGAUGGUGGGAAAAUUCUGGUAUUUCCCUUAGAAGGUAGCCACUGGGUGAACAUGGACAUUCUGAUCAAGGCUCUUCACUCUCAGGGACACACCAUCACAGUAGUACGGACAACUCAAAGUUCAUGGACUGGAAUGUGACAUGGCAACUGCUGUAUUGGAAGACAAGGAUUUAAUGAAGACCCUGAAGGAGAACCAGUAUGACCUGGUGCUUACUGACCCAGCAUGGGGGACCGGUAUUUUGGUGGCUCAUUAUCUUCAGCUACCUCUAGUCUACAAUGUACGGUGGAUAACCAGUGGAGAGGGACAUUUAGCCAUUGCGCCAUCCCCCAUGUCUUAUAUUCCAAUGACUGGAUCAGGGCUCUCACACAAAAUGCUCUUCACAGAGAGAGUAAAGAAUAUGCUUUUCUAUUUGCUUUGGGAAGUUCAGUACAGACUUGUAAUUCGGCCACAUUACCAGGCUGUUUGUGAUGAGUUUUUCCAACCAGGUGUGGACUUCUAUGAGUUAUUACAGGGGGCUGAUUUAUGGCUCAUGAGAGUUGACUUUGUGUUUGAGUUCCCUCGUCCCACCAUGCCUAAUGUUAUCUAUAUGGCAGGGUUCCAAUGUAAACCUGCCAAGCCUCUUCCCCAAGAACUAGAGGAGUUUGUUCAGAGUUCUGGGGAGCAUGGAGUCAUUAUCAUGUCUUUGGGGACUUUUGUGUCUGAGUUUCCAAAUGAUAUAGCUGGUGUGAUAGCUGCUGCUUUUGCCCAGCUGCCUCAGAAGGUAAUCUGGAGACACAAAGGAGAAAGGCCAGCUACUCUGGGCAACAAUACCUUACUAGUUGAAUGGAUGCCGCAAAAUGAUCUGUUAGGACAUCCAAGGACAAGGCUGUUUGUAGCUCAUGGAGGAACAAAUGGGGUUCAAGAGGCUAUUUACCAUGGAAUUCCUGUUGUGGGUCUACCUCUGUUUUUUGAUCAAUAUGACAACCUGCUUCGUCUGAAAGAGAGAGGAGGAGCGAAGCUUUUAUCCAUGGCAACAGUAGACAAGAACAGUAACUUCCUGGAGGCCUUGCAGGAAGUUCUGGAUGAGCCGUCCUACAGGAUGAAAAUGCAGAGUCUCUCCAGGCUACACAGGGACGUGCCAAUGGAGCCCCUGGACACUGCCCUCUUCUGGAUUGAGUUUGUCAUGAGCCACAAAGGUGCUGCUCACCUGCGUACAGAGUCCUACAGAAUGCCUUGGUACUCCUACCACUCUGUAGAUGUUGUCCUGAUAUUGUUGGCUGUUGUAGUAGUGCUUCUUCUUCUUCUUGUUGCAAUAGUCAGAUAUUUAAGCAUUAGAAGUUGCUUGAAAAGAAAGAUUAAAAGUGAAUGAACAGAUCCAAUUCUCCACAUUCUGGUGGACACAAAUAAUAGGAUACGUAUGAAUUGAAGCUGUAAUAUGUAACUUUUAGGGUGAACCAACAAAAUUCACAUAGAUAUGUGUGUUAUAGAUCUGUCGUUCUCAUUGAAAGCAAGUCUAAGAUGCCCUAGAUAUAUUCUAUGUGUGCUAUUUCUAUGAUUCCCAUGUUUAAGUUUAGUUUUUGCGUAUUUUGCUUUUGGUUUUGUACACUAGCUUCAAACAGCUGAAAAUGCAAUAUUAUUGGUUAAGGAAAUAUAUGUUUCACAAUGCUUUAGAUGGUACAAUGAUUAUUUACACUAAACGUGCUUGAUUUGUCACAUAAACUGAAAUUAGGUGAACUAUUACAAUUUUAUCAACCAGGAAAUGGCAGUGCGAUUUCUGCAUAGUGCAUCUUUGAAUCAUGAAAAUGUAUAAUGUUGAAUUGAUGCCAACAUAAUAAAAUGUUAAUGUG
Molecule: messenger RNA, 2135 nt
Organism: Salmo salar (Atlantic salmon)
Lineage: Eukaryota; Metazoa; Chordata; Actinopteri; Salmoniformes; Salmonidae
Product: UDP-glucuronosyltransferase 2B13
Molecular function (GO): UDP-glycosyltransferase activity
Source: RefSeq, a predicted model, not a curated record